AUGGACCUUAUACAGCAUAAAUAUGCUACGGCACAAAGAUAUCGAUUUCUGUUUUCAGAAACACAAUUUGUUCUUAAACCCAUCAAACAUCUUCUUUACAACCAAGGCCUCCAUCACGGAAAUUAUAAAUUUUGGACGCCCUUUUUUGGACGCCCUGGUAAAAGAUUUAUGACUACCACGAUUAACGAUACUCAACCAUCAUUACCCCUUAUUACGUAUACAGUAGCGCCCUACAAUCCAACCCCUAAUAUGUUUAUUCCUCACAAAUACAGAAAUAUAAUUCCUAAGGAACCGCUUUACACAGAGGAGGGUGUAUAUAUAGUUCCAGGUUCUAGAGAGUGGUUUACUUAUAUGUAUAAUUUACACAACAAUUUGCCCCCACCACUUACAAAAGCACAACGUCGUGCGUUACAACGUGAGAAUGAGCGUAUUGCUCAUUUUAGAUUGAAUCAAGAAAAUGCAAUUAUGCAAGGGACUUCAGUCCAUCGGGUUUAUCCAGGUAUUUAA
Molecule: messenger RNA, 507 nt
Organism: Rhizophagus irregularis DAOM 181602=DAOM 197198
Lineage: Eukaryota; Fungi; Glomeromycota; Glomeromycetes; Glomerales; Glomeraceae
Source: RefSeq, a predicted model, not a curated record